CACUCGCAUUAGCAACAGAAGAAGCUUCUAGGUCCUAAUUCAACUCUAAACUCUCAAACUCUUCAUUCAAACUCCCAUAGCCGAAUUCCCUUUUCUUUCUCUUUCUCAUGGCAUCCGCAACGCGUGUGGCGCACUGCGCACUCCGCCCGGCCCGAGUAUCAGCGGUACAGCCCAAGGAACAACCCGGCCCGGCACAGAUAUCCAUUCCCAAACCCAAACUGACCGAGGCUGAAGGCACCAACAUCGUUUUGCAGCCGCGCUUGUGCACUCUCAGAUCCUAUGGUUCCGAUCCAAUCGGCGUCAUAAAGAAGGACGGAAUAGACGGCAAUAAUGACGUGUCCCCUUUCUUCGCCACCCUCUCGGAGUACAUCGAAAGCACCAAGAAAAGCCAGGAUUUCGAAAUCAUCUCCGGUCGCCUCGCCAUGAUGGUGUUUGCGGCGACGGUUACGAUGGAGAUGGUAACGGGGAACUCGGUGUUCAGGAAGAUGGACGUUGAGGGAAUAACGGAAGCCGGUGGGGUGUGUUUGGGUGCUGUGACGUGUGCGGCACUAUUUGCAUGGUUCUCAAGUGCACGCAACAGGGUGGGUAAAAUCUUCACCGUUAGCUGCAACAGCUUCAUCGAUUCAGUUAUUGACCAGAUCGUUGACGGCUUGUUCUAUGAAACUGAGCCUCGUGAUUGGUUUGAUGAAUUGUGAUCGACAAUUCAUGAUGCAUGCAAACUACAUAAUAAUCUAUACCAUAUACUUGAUAUCGGAAAGCAGUGAUCUAUAUAUACACUACAUUUUGAAGGCGCUUGUGUGUAAAAAAUUACCAUUGACGUAGUUAGAUUCUCAUGAAAAAAUACAUAGAUAGAAUAAAUAAUGCGCAUAUAUCAUGUAUAAUUUGUUUGUAAUGGAAUGUUGAACCUAAAAGCUUUUUUCCCUUUAUUCAAGCAUAUGUAGAAGGAUGGAGAAAUUUGUUUUGAGAUGGGUGAUACCAACACUCAAGAUGCUAAAACUUGAUUCCUUCUAAUAUUAAUAAAAGUUGUAGUUAUCUCGA
Messenger RNA from Arachis stenosperma, 1038 nucleotides. Its product is annotated as stress enhanced protein 2, chloroplastic. Lineage: Eukaryota; Viridiplantae; Streptophyta; Magnoliopsida; Fabales; Fabaceae. The record is from RefSeq and is a predicted model, not a curated record. Bases 108 to 695 code for a protein of 195 amino acids. Gene Ontology annotation, biological process: cellular response to high light intensity. The transcript is spliced from 2 exons.